Trichoplax adhaerens is the source of this 2352-nucleotide messenger RNA. RefSeq lists its product as uncharacterized. Gene Ontology annotation, biological process: regulation of transcription regulatory region DNA binding; DNA repair; DNA damage checkpoint signaling. NCBI's taxonomy places the organism in Eukaryota, Metazoa, Placozoa, Uniplacotomia, Trichoplacea, Trichoplacidae. The transcript has 20 exons. The record is from RefSeq and is a predicted model, not a curated record. Gene Ontology annotation, molecular function: histone H3K79 methyltransferase activity. Gene Ontology annotation, cellular component: nucleus. Bases 1 to 2352 code for a protein of 783 amino acids.
AUGGCCCACAGUCAUCGCUUAACUUACCGUAGGAAACAUAGAAAUCAAGCUCAAGAAAUCAUUGAUACCAUAUCAUUUGUAUGCGAAGACUUUGUUGAGCUUAGGCCUGCUAUGAACAAUAAUAUCGCGCAAUUCUAUAAACCUGAAAGCUAUGAAUCUAUGUCGACAAUGUGUGAAAAGUAUAAUCGAGCAAUAGAUGGUAUUCGACAAUUGGUUUAUGGUGAAACGUCUUUUAGCUUAAUGACCCAAAUACUUAAAAUUUUAAAUCCUACUCCAGAUGAUGUAUUUAUUGAUUUAGGAAGCGGUGUCGGCCAGGCAGUCUUACAAGCAGCUGCAUCUACAAAUUGCAAAGAAUGUUGGGGUAUAGAAAAAGCAGACAUCCCAGCCAAAUUCGCUAAAGAAAUAGAUAAAAGUUUUAGAAAAUGGAUGAAAUGGUUUGGUAAAAGCUUCUGUAAAUACCAGUUGGUGAAAGGAGAUUUUUUGGCACCCGAAUAUGAAGGGCUCAUUCCCAAAUGCACAUUAAUUUUCGUGAAUAAUUUUGCAUUCGGUCCCGCUGUUGACCAUCAACUAAAACAAAUAUUUGCUAAUUUAGUUGAAGGUGCUAAAAUAGUAUCAUCGAGAGAAUUUAUGCCCCUAAAUUUUAGAAUUAGUUCAAGAAAUUUAUCCGAUAUUGGUAGUAUGAUGCGCAUAGAAGAACUAGCUUCUCUAAGGGGUGGAGUAUCUUGGACUGGCAAACCCGUGAAGUAUUACUUACACACUGUUGAUUCCACAGCGGAGAAUAACCAAACUGAGAAUUUAUCAAGUAACGGCGCAAAGUCCACCUUGUCAAACUUUAUUGACGAUGAAGGUGUUGACGAUGUUACAGUAUUUGAAUCUGGAAAUGCAAAUAUUUCUUUUAAUUCAAUAAAGACGAGCAGAACUUGCGAAAAUAGACAAGAAAAGUCUCAAAAGAGUUUGCUUGAUAUACAGAAAAUUCCAGUUCUAAAUGAACGAAACAGUGAAAUUAGCAAAAUAAAGAAAAGGAAAAAACAGCAUUCUCAAUUCAGCAUUAUGGAUGCCAAAUUGAAAGCAGGCGUCGCUUCCACCGAUAAUGAUUCAGAAUACAACAAUCUAAAUGAGAAAGUAAUAAAAAAACUGAAGAAACAUCAGGGAAUCAAGCUUAAAAAGAAGGAGAAAAAAAUAAAGAGUAAUUCGAUAAAAGAGGCACUUACUUCAACAGCUGACGCGGAAGAAUUAAUAAAUAACCAAAAGAACCGUAAAACUAUAAAAGCAAAGAUCUCUAGCAAACUUGGAAAAUCUAAAAAGCGGCAAAAAAAUGCCACGGAAGGAAGUGUUACCAAAAAUGAACAGCUGCUCUACAAUUCGUCAGGCAUACAAAACGUCCAUUCAGAUAACGUGGCCACGUUAUCUAAGGAUGUGCAAUAUAGUGGAAACCACGGAGCCAUGCCUCGUAGUUUAUUAAAUAAAAUCACUCACGUUAACAAGCAUCACCAUCAGGCCCUAGCUGGUUACGAUCAAAUUUUAACGUCAAUUGCACAAAAUGUAACAUUACCGGAAUUUCAGCAGCAACUCAAACACGAGCAUGAUUCGUUGUUGCAACAAGAAUCUGAGCUAACUAAGCAUUUGAAAUGGUUAAAAAGUGAAAACCGUAGCUUACUUGAUACAAAUGCUCGCCUCGCUGACAAAGCCUUAAAAGAGUUUAAUGAAAUUAAGGCAAUCGUUGGCCCCAACGUAGGAGAAAUUUCUACUUUUGAGCCGUUUAAAAUAAAUCAACUUUUAUCGAUAACCAAAGAUUCAACCAAUUUACCGUUUAACAUCAACAGAGAAGGGAGACAAAAUAAGAUAUCAACUUCAAGUGAUUUAUCAUGCACACAAAAAACCAAUCAUUCUGUCAUUGUUAAUGGAACAUCAUCGCCAAGGAGUGAAGUACAGGUUGAUUAUGAAGUAAAUAAUUUACACCCUGAGGAAUCACAAACGAUCCAGAAAAUGAAGAUGUCUGAUUAUCCAGAUCCCAAUACUUUUAAAGCUAAUGUAAAUACAAAUUUGCUAGAUAAUUGUGAGCAGUUGGGAGCAAAGUCAGAACCUUUUGACUCUAAACAGCAAGAAAAAGCUUCUGUAAAUGAUUCAGAAUUGAAACUUCAAAGUGGUUACAGAAAUCACUGUUACGAUGUCAAAAUUGCAAAUGGCAUAAAUGUAUCGAAUGGGACAACUGAAUUAGAUAGCAACCAUUAUAAUGAAUGUACAGAAUUGAAAACACAACAUAAAUCAGUAUUGAUGAAUCAUAAAACCCCUGUUGGUAAUAAUGGAAUAACAGAAAAUGGAUUUACUACGGUUAAAAGUUGUAUCGAUUAG